CCUCUGUCUUCUACUGGACCCUUUUUCUUUCUUUCUUCCUGUCGAUUUGUUUUUAGACUGGAUUUUCAGAUGAGGAGAGUUUGGCUUUUGUAGGAAGGAGUGUGUUUUUUUCCUCUCUUCUGUAGAGUCCAGCUGUAAAUGAUCCGUGUGUUUCCUCGCCGAUUAACUGUUAGACUUGGUGCAGCGGAGGAUCCUAGUGCCCGGGCAGCCUGUCACUACUUCUUUUUGUUACGAUUCUCACUUAGUUUCUGUUUCGAUCUGGCUUUGUGCGAAAUAUGCGGAGGCUGCAGGAGUUCCAGCGUAGUCUGUCCCCUGCUAGAAACUCUGCUUGUAGUGCUUUGAGGAGGAUUCGGAAAAUAGCGGCGCUUGGCUUGUUUAAAUCGCGUGCGUUCUCGCAGGGAGCCUUCCGGGAGGACUUUGGCGUGUUAAGACUUGGCCGGUGAAAUUGUGCGGAGCUCCGCAGCGGCCGCUUUGCCCGUAAAUCCCCUGAGCGCGGCCGGGGCAGCUGCAAGGUGACAGCGAGGUUGUAAAUAAUAUGUACGAGACCGACCCUGAUCUCCUUGCUGGCGAAAGUGCAGAGGAGGAAACAGAGGACAGUAUUAUGUCCCCCAUCCCUGUCGGACCUCCAUCACCCUUUCCCACGAGUGAGGACUUCACUCCCAAGGAGGGCUCACCUUAUGAAGCUCCUGUCUACAUUCCUGAUGACAUUCCAAUCCCACCAGAUUUUGAACUCAGAGAAUCUUCGAUUCCAGGGGCAGGGCUAGGGAUUUGGGCCAAAAAGAAGAUUGAAGUUGGGGAAAGAUUUGGACCUUACAUGACAGUACAGAGGAGCACGUUAAAGGAAACGAACUUUGGAUGGGAGCAAAUACUGACUGAUCCUGAGGUGUCUUCCCAAGAGGGCAAUAUUAAAAAGAUUGCUGAUGACCUGGGAAAUGAGAAAUUCUGUGUUGAUGCUAGCCAGAGCGGAGCCGGGAACUGGCUGAAAUACAUCCGUGUGGCCUGUUCCUGUGAUGAACAGAACCUAGCCGUGUGUCACGUUAAUGACCAGAUCUAUUAUAAAGUUAUUAAGGAGAUUGAGCCGGGAGAAGAGCUCUUGGCGUACAUGAAGGAAGGUGGCUAUUCGCUUGGGAACAUGGCGCCCAGCAUGGAAGAAGAGCACACGUUUCGCUGCGAGGACUGCGACGAGCUCUUCCAGUCCAAGCUCGACCUGCGGCGGCACAAGAAGUACGCCUGCAGCUCUGUGGGCUCGCUCUAUGAGACGCUGAACGAGGAGAUCAAGCAGGAGGGUCUUGGAGAUGGACAGGUCUAUGAGUGCAAAGACUGUGAGAGGAUGUUCCCCAGUAAAUACAGCUUGGAGCAGCACAUGGUGAUCCACACGGAGGAAAGGGAGUACAAGUGCGACCAGUGUCCCAAGGCGUUCAACUGGAAGUCCAACCUGAUCCGUCACCAGAUGUCUCAUGACAGCGGGAAACGGUUUGAAUGCGAAAACUGUGUGAAGGUGUUCACCGACCCCAGCAACCUCCAGCGGCACAUCCGCUCCCAGCACGUCGGCGCGCGAGCCCACGCCUGCCCGGACUGCGGCAAAACCUUUGCCACCUCGUCUGGCCUCAAACAGCACAAGCACAUUCACAGUACUGUCAAACCUUUCAUAUGUGAGGUCUGUCACAAAUCCUACACGCAGUUCUCCAACCUCUGCCGUCACAAGCGGAUGCACGCGGACUGUCGCACUCAGAUCAAGUGCAAGGACUGUGGCCAGAUGUUCAGCACUACCUCUUCUCUCAACAAGCACCGGCGCUUCUGCGAGGGCAAGAACCAUUACAACCCAGGGGGGAUUUUUGCCCCUGGCCUACCCUUGACGCCCACCUCCAUGAUGGACAAAUCCAAGCCCUCUGCCAACCUCAACCACGCCAGCCUGGGAUUUAAUGAUUAUUUUCCGUCCCGUCCACACCCUGGGGGUCUUCCAUUCACCCCCGCCCCUCCAGCGUUUCCUGCCCUCGCUCCAGGAUUCCCAGGGAUUUUCCCGCCCUCCCUGUACCCCAGGCCUCCGUUGUUACCGCCCACGCAACUGCUCAAAAGUCCCCUCAACCACACUCAAGACGCAAAGCUUCCGAGCCCCCUUGGGAACCCGGCACUUCCUCUGAUUUCUGCAGUGAGCAACAGCAACCAGGCCACUUCAGGAGAGGAGAAAUGUGAAAGCGGCCUGGAAAACUCCUAUCUGGAGAAGCUAAAAGCCAGGAACAGUGACAUGUCGGAUGGCAGUGACUUUGAGGACGUCAAUACAACCACAGGCACAGAUCUGGAUACCACUACUGGCACCGGCUCUGACCUGGACAGCGAUGCAGACAGCGACAGGGACAAAACGAAAGAGAAAAGCAAACAGAUGGAGAGCAAGCCGGAUUUUGUCAGCAGUUCUGUCUCUGCAAGUUCCACUAACAACCCCAGCGAGAUCCCCCUCUUCUAUUCUCAGCACUCCUUCUUUCCUCCCCCAGAAGAGCACUUGCUACCUACCACAGGAGCAGCCAAUGACUCUAUUAAAGCUAUUGCCUCCAUUGCAGAGAAGUAUUUUGGGCCUGGCUUUAUGGGGAUGCAAGAGAAGAAGAUGGGUUCGCUCCCCUAUCAUUCCAUGUUCCCGUUUCAGUUCCUCCCCAAUUUUCCCCAUUCCCUCUAUCCGUUUACGGAGCGGACCCUCAACCACAACUUGCUGGUCAAGGCCGAACCAAAGUCACCCAGGGACCUCCACAAAGUAGGCAGCACCAGCUCAGAGUCGCCCUUCGAUCUCACCACAAAGCCAAAAGAGAUUAAGCCAAUCUUGCCACCACCGAAGGUCCUGCCAGCCCCAGCCUCAGGGGAAGAACAGCCACUGGAUCUAAGCAUCGGCAACCGCAUCCGAGCCAGUCAGAACGGAGGAAGAGAGCCACGGAAAAACCACAUCUAUGGGGAAAGGAAACUAAUGGCAAGUGAAGUCCUACCCAAGAUUUCUCAGUCUCAGCUGCCUCAGCAACCACCCCUGCAUUAUGCUAAGCCAUCACCCUUUUUCAUGGACCCCAUUUACAGCAGGGUGGAGAAGCGGAAGGUGACAGAUCCUGUGGGUGCCCUAAAGGAGAAGUACCUGCGACCCUCCCCGCUGCUUUUUCACCCCCAGAUGUCCGCCAUAGAAACGAUGACGGAGAAGCUGGAGAGCUUUGCAGCCAUGAAGGCAGACACUGGCACGUCCCUGCAGCCCCUGCCACAUCACCCCUUCAACUUCCGAUCCCCGCCGCCUACGCUCUCCGAUCCCAUCCUGCGCAAGGGCAAGGAGCGCUACACCUGCAGGUACUGUGGUAAGAUCUUCCCGCGCUCAGCCAAUCUGACACGGCACCUGCGGACACACACUGGAGAACAGCCCUACAGGUGUAAAUACUGUGACAGGUCAUUCAGCAUUUCUUCCAACCUCCAGCGGCAUGUUCGAAACAUCCAUAACAAGGAGAAGCCAUUUAAAUGUCACCUGUGUAACCGAUGCUUCGGGCAGCAGACCAACUUGGACCGACACCUUAAGAAACACGAACACGAGAACGUUCCAGUGAGCCAGCACUCUGGAGUCGUUACAAACCACCUUGGGACCAGUGCCUCUUCCCCAAACUCGGAAUCAGACAACCAUGCACUUUUAGACGAGAAAGAGGAUUCGUAUUUCUCUGAAAUAAGAAAUUUUAUUGCAAAUAGUGAGAUGAAUCAAGCAUCAACUUUAGCAGAUAAAAGGCCAGAAAUCCAGGAUAUUGAUGGCAAUUCCCAGUGUCAUGGAUUAGCGAAUGAGAAAACAGAAGAUGUGGAUGAUGAAGAUGAAGAACUGGAAGAGGAAGAUGAUGACAGCCUGACAGGGAAGUCACAGGAUGAAACAGUAUCGCCCACCACAGAGCCCCGAGGAGCAUUUGAGGAUGAAGAGGAUGAAGAGCCCACAUCUCUCACCAUGAGCUUUGACCACACCCGAAGGCUUAUGCAAUGAUGCUGUCCCUGUCUGAGAACGCUCCCCUCCACACGUCCUCCCAGAGCUCUCUGGGUGCUUGGUUGGACAUGGCAGGAGCAGCUUCAGAGUCGGGGACCUUUAACCCCAUCAACCACCUCUGAGAGGUCACCAAGGCACUGGCCAGAGUCCAAGCGAGGAGGCGGUGGUGCUGCAAUUGUCCUAGCAAAAAUCCUAGCAAGCGGAAGAUGGAUGAGAGGGCCUCAGGGAGUCGUCUGGGCUUUUGGCUGGGAAAGAAACCCGUCGCAUCUGACCUACAACUCCUGAAUUUUAUCUAUCCACAGUUCUCAUUUCUAAUUUAUCAGCAUGAACCUCUCCCAAACUGGAUAACCCUGAUGCAACCCUAGGAUUUCACAAUGUCUAAGAGUAGCAUAAACAAGGCAUGAAUUGCAGUGGUGCAAUCAAGUAUUGGCCCCUUUAACAUAACAAGACAGUAUCACCGAGCCAGUAGAGCUUGCCUAUAAAUGAAAGCUUGAAACCAUUUGGUAUCCUAGCCUUUCAAUUCAGCUGAAUAGUGAAAUAAUAAGGAAAAACCUAGAGCUGGGCGUGACCUAUCCCUGGUGCAAUUCUGUCGCAGUCCCUGGAGUUACACCAAGGAAAGGUAAACGCACCCCAUUUAAUUGACCUCUAAAAGCACUUGAAAUUCUGUACUCCCACAGAAAUACCGUCCUAUCCUUUGUUCCCAACGAAACACGCCCGCAGAGCGCAAAGCCUCUUCGCUGGGAGCCCACGCUGCAUGCAGUCGGGAUACGCUCUACGCGGUGUCCCCACGGAGAAAUCUCCAGCCUGGAGCGUUGCUGAGGUUGGAGGUUUUGACGUACCAUGCGAGUACGUGGUGCGCGGUCGUGGGCGGUGACCUGAAUGCGCUUCGGUCUGGGCCCACGCUGCAAGGCUGGGAGUGCUUUCCGUCCCUGUUAGCGGCUGUCGGCUCAAGCUGCUGCUGGACUCAGAGCGUCCCGAGUGUUGCAGAAGAGCCGGGCUCGGGGUGUCUGCUGGUGAGUGGGGCGGUCGCGCUCUGCCCCGCUCCGGCCUGAAUGCCCUCGGGACUAAACUGCUGAAAACGCUUGGACUUUUCCCAGACAGAGAGCUCCCGUGGCUGAACCCCGACCUGAAAAGGUGUAGCUGUGUGUAAGAAAGCAGGUGGAGUGGGCAGGUCUGGCCUUAAGGGCAAUUUAGACGUAUCUUCUGAGUUACCUCCCAGGGUUUUGCAGUGAUAGCCUGUCUGUGUUGGUGGGGUCCGGGGACUAUGGCAGAAACUUGCAGCUCCAGGAGCUGUUCGGGUUGCUGGGAGGCUGCUUACGCACAGGACACUGUCGUAAUUUGCCCCAUCGUUUAAAUAGGUCCAAAUCCCCUUGCUUCAGCAGCCUCAGAGGCGCAAUACCUCUAUUCAGACACGGCGCUGAGAACAGUACUGGCUCUCUGAGUUGCCUCGCAGUCUCCUCAUUUUUUACUGAUGCAAAGCAGUCUCCAGAAACACUGCGGUGUUUGUGCUGUUCCGCCUUGUAAUAACAAUCCAGCGUUGCGGCAGUGAUUUUACAGGUGGAGAUGAAUCGCAGAGCACUAGAAAGGCAGGAGAUCUAUUGCAAAUAACAACAUUGGCUGCACAGGUAGAGUUUACAAUAUACGCCCUGAGAAUUUUCUAGCUACAGCAUCACAAAAAUUAAAAGCGCCGCGGACUGUGAGCGAAGGCAGGUAGGUCCGCGUGCCUUCUGCGCGAAGGUCCGUUCGCAGCCGGUGAAGCCCAGAGGAACUUUCCGUAUCGAUUUCAGCACGCUUAGGGCUGCGUGUGCUUCUGGUAAGCGUUGUAGCUGGAGGAGACUGCUUGCAGACCGGGGUUAAUGGCUGGUCUGAGAGCGGCUGCCCGCGGCGGUCAGUAUAUAAGCCCGUAGAUCCUGGAGAUGCUCGGGGUCUCUGCCGACUUCGCACGCAGAAGAGCAGUGGCAGCUGCUGGGCUAGCCCGGUACGGAGAGAGCAGGCACGGAGCCGAAUCCCAGCGUGCCGAAACGCAGGAGGCAGCUGCUCGGAUCACGUGCAGGCGCUGUCGGGAGCGAGAGCCUGGGGGUUCGCGCCGUGCACCCCGCGUGGCCCGGGAGGGAAGGUGCUUGGGUGUCUCUGGUUCGCCAGGAACAAAGUCUAAAUGGGCAGCAUCAGUCAUUUUCCCGGAAAAAAACACCCUUCCUGGUCGGUUUUCUGCAUCAGCCCGUGAAAGUGCCCAAGGCUCGGAGCUCAGCAGUCAGUGAAACCCAGACUGUUUCACGCAUUUGCACAAGGCUCUUGGCCAAACGCAGCCCGAGAGCUGACAACGUCUAAAGGAGCCGGGCUCUGAGCAGGAGCCGGACCGGUCCCGGCCCGGCACAUCUGCCCGCUGCCGCGCCAGCGCAGCCCGGCCCGGGCGCUUGGCCUUUAAAUUACUCCCACGGGGGCCAACCGAAAACAAAAAGAGCGUUGUUUCUUCUCCGGAUGGAAUUUAUUUUAAUCUGUAUAUAACUUGUAAUUUUUUGCUAAUUCUUUUCUUAUUUUAUUUCUUCCUUAACAGUAUUUUUUGCAUUAGGUAUCAUGAUUGUGAAGAAAUAAUGUUAAUAUAAGUAUGUAGUGAAGGACCAAAAUUGUGUAAUUAAGGUUGUGUGUUGUAUGCCUGAUACCCAGGGAGCGGGAAGAUUUUGCUGCCGUGCCAAACGCCCCCGGAUCGUCCUGCUCCUCCCGCUGCCCGGCUCCCAGGCAGCCGGGCGUUUUGCUCCCUCUGCGUUUGAGGGACAGUCGCAGUCAGACGAAGGGUCCUAUUUAUUUCCUGUGGCGGUCGGAGAAGAGGAGAAGCCUUGACCGAGG
Molecule: messenger RNA, 6823 nt
Organism: Rhea pennata
Lineage: Eukaryota; Metazoa; Chordata; Aves; Rheiformes; Rheidae
Gene: PRDM16
Product: PR/SET domain 16
Exons: 16
Coding region: 536-3979 (1147 amino acids)
Molecular function (GO): transcription coregulator activity; protein binding; histone H3K9 methyltransferase activity
Source: RefSeq, a predicted model, not a curated record